CGGCCGGGGUUACAUCAUCCCCGCGGCUCGGGCAGGAGCUGCGGUGGCGGCGGCGGCGGGGCUCAGACAAAGCCGCUCCGCGGGGUCGGUCGCAACGGCGAGGAUGGCCCCCAGCCGCCGCUGAAGACCCCCGGCCCCACCUCUGCCAGGGGGUCGCUCCUCGGGGUCGCUCCUCCGGGCGAAGGAAGGCAGAGCAACCAGCCCACCCACUGCUGCGGCGCGAAGAUGAGCCUCUUAGUGCCAAGCCCUGGCGCAGAGGCCCACGUGGCGAAAAGGCGGCUGUGCUGUGAGAAAGCGUCAAAAGCCGGAGGCUCGGCACCCAAGCGCCCGCGCGUGGACAAGCUUCCGGGGCCGUCCCCCUGCCUCCAGCCCCUGCCUCAGGGCCCUCCUGCCGCGGAUCGGGGUUUGACCAUCACUCGGAUCGGCCCUUACGUCCUUCUGGAGCCCACAGAAGGUGGGCGCACCUACAGGGCUGUAAACAGACACACCGAAGCAGAACUGACUUGCAAGGUUUAUCCGGCGAAGAGCUACCCCGAAGUGAUGGUGCCAUACGCUGCUCUCCCCUCACACCCCAGCAUUGCCCGGCUGGCCGAGGUCAUCGUGGGAGACCAGAAUGUUUACGUCUUUUUUGAGCCCGGGAAGGACAAUAUGCACGACCUGGUGAGGCGGCGCAAGCGUCUGCCAGAGUCAGAGGCGAUCGCUCUCUUCCGACAAAUGGCCGAAGCUGUUGCCCACUGCCACCAGUACGGCAUCGUCCUCCGAGACAUUAAACUGAGGAAGUUCGUCUUCGCGGAUCGAGAACGGUCCAAGUUGCUGCUGGAGAACCUGGAAGAUGCCCAGGUCCUAUUGGGCACCGAUGACACCUUGACGGACAAGCAUGGCUGCCCAGCUUAUGUGGGUCCCGAAAUCAUCAGCUUCAAGGGCUCCUACUCUGGAAAAGCGGCUGAUAUCUGGAGCCUAGGGGUGGCCCUCUACACUCUGCUGGUGGGCUGCUAUCCCUUCCAGGGCACCAAGCCCAUCUCGUUGUUUGGCAAGAUCUGUCGCGGACGUUUUACGGUUCCGGGCGACCUCUCGCCCAAGGCCCAGUGCCUUAUCCGGUGCCUCUUGCGAAAGGAUCCGGCGGAAAGGCUGACCGCCAGCGGCAUCUUGCUCCAUCCUUGGCUGGCUUCCAACCCAGGGCCCAAAACGCUGGGGGUCAGCCCCCUCGGAGGGCAGGGACUGGACCAAGUGGUUCCUGAAAUGAGGAGCUGCCGAAAGAAUUCGGAUAAAUUGCGAGGAGAGGACAGUUGAAGUGGCCUUGAGGGGAAGAAUGCGGAAGAAGGAAAGCCUCUGGCAUUGAAAGCCAUAUCUCAGCCGCCUCGGAAGUGCCUUUUGGGGGGGGACAUACUACCUUUCACCUUUGCCCUUCCAUGGGGCAGGGGUCACUUUGUCCCAAAACGUGGGGGGAGAAGGGCUUAACCCCCCCCCCUCUUUGCCCUUUGCGUUCUCGCCUAUGCCAAAGAAACCUAGGGGAGUUUUGUCGAGCACCAGCAAGCUCUUAAAGAGGGCUCUUUUGCACCUUGAAUUCGGGAUCUGUAUUGCUGAUUUGGACAAGGAACCUGCCGUGGAAGGAUUGGCGGGAGAAAGAGAUCUAGCAUGGAUGAUGUUAUGUAGUUUGGUAACGAGAUGUCUGCAAGUAAAAAGCUAAGCUCAGAGAGCACAAA
Messenger RNA from Thamnophis elegans (Western terrestrial garter snake), 1703 nucleotides. RefSeq names its product tribbles pseudokinase 3 (gene TRIB3). The transcript is spliced from 4 exons. Gene Ontology annotation, cellular component: nucleus. The coding region runs from base 226 to 1290 and encodes 354 amino acids. The record is from RefSeq and is a predicted model, not a curated record. Gene Ontology annotation, biological process: protein phosphorylation; regulation of MAP kinase activity; positive regulation of proteasomal ubiquitin-dependent protein catabolic process. NCBI's taxonomy places the organism in Eukaryota, Metazoa, Chordata, Lepidosauria, Squamata, Natricidae. Gene Ontology annotation, molecular function: mitogen-activated protein kinase kinase binding; ATP binding; protein kinase activity.